Molecule: messenger RNA, 1149 nt
Organism: Colletotrichum lupini
Lineage: Eukaryota; Fungi; Ascomycota; Sordariomycetes; Glomerellales; Glomerellaceae
Exons: 9
Coding region: 1-1149 (382 amino acids)
Source: RefSeq, a predicted model, not a curated record
AUGAAGGGUUGUGGAUCUGCGAACAGUCCCAAACCAGCUGCGGAGGCCGCCUCACCUUUGGGAAAUUUCCAAGCGCUUAAAGAUAGACUUCAGGGCAUUCCAACCAUCGGCCGAUUCUCCAAGCGCUUACACACACCCGCAGCUACUCUUCUACCAACAUGCUCCAGUCAGCCCAGUAACAUGCCGAUUUUCCAGCUGCCAGUGACUGUGAUCAAGGCCAUGUAUCGUCGGCGUCAAGUUCUAAAUCUGGAGAUGAAAAAGCCGUUCCGGCUAGAUAACACGCGUAUGGCAACGAAGUGGAAAAUGUAUUUAAACCUUGGUCUCUACGCGGCUAAAUUCUUGUUCAUGACGCCUAUUGGUGCCAAUUUCUCAGUUCACCCGCUCACGAUGUUCAAACAAUCCGAGUCCGUUAAGCGUAUAAUACGUGAUGUCCAGAAGGAUGGCAAUCGCAAGAUGACUCCCGACCAAGUCGUUCACGCCUGGAACGUGCCCAUGACAAGCGAGAUUCCUGCGCCCAAAGGAGCAGACAAACCCCUGCCCAACCUAUGGAUUGAAGAAGGAACUCCCAAGUCCGGCCUGCAACAUAUGGUUGGAAGCGACGACAAGAUUGGUUCGUGGGAAGGCAAGGGCAUCCCUAGAGAGCUUCAACGAGAGAAAAUACCCAUGUUUGUUGAGGCGGCGACUACGGCAGGUAGACGUAUCACCACCCAGGGCUCAAGGGACGAUCGUCACAUCAUGUCAACAUACAUUGAAGGCCGUGUGUUGAAAACUGCAGUUACAGUCGGAAGCAAUGGGUAUAUUGUAGGGGCUAACCCCGCGAAGAAGUUCAAGGUUAAGCCGGGCGACCCGGGCGAGGUCAGCGAUCGUACAGUGGAAAACUUGUACCGAUAUCCGCUGAAUUGCCCGGAUAGAAGGCGGACUGACGAGGCGAAAAAGGGGGAGGAGAUGGAGCGCAAGGAGCCAGCUAUGCCAAAGGCGAAAACCUCCCACCUGGGAAGGUUCUUCAACAGAGACAACUUCAACCCGGUCCCAUCCGCGCGUUGUCGCCGUCGCCGAGCAUCUAUUACCUUUCUUUCUCCCGACUUUACCAGUACGGCGUACGCAAACAUACAGUCCGACUAUGUUUUCCUUGGAUCCGCCUAUGAAUAA